AUGUCAAGUGCAAAUUCAUCAGUACCACAAGCAGUUGGUAAUGUUCCAAUACAACAAUUAAAUCAAUUAUCAAUAGGAACUUUACCCCUGGUCACACCUCAACCACCAAGACAAAAUAGCCUUUGGUCUAGUAAUCCAGUAUUUAGUUAUUUAAAUGAUGUUUAUAUUACCAUAAGUGAACAUAGAAAAUCAUUAGGUUUAACCAAUCCAGGUACAAUUGAAAAUUUGAAUAAAGAAGUUAGUAGAGAUGUAUUUUUGAAUCAAUAUUUCUUCACAGGAUUAAGAGCUGAUUUAAAUAAAGCUUUUAGCAUGAUGCCAGCUUUUCAAACUUCACAUACUUUAAGUAUGGGUAGUACUAUAUUGCCAGCUUAUGCAUUUAGCUCGUUGUUCGCUACCGAGGACUUUUUUGUCCAAGGUAACGUUGACAACGAGCUCAACUUUUCUGGAAGAAUUAAUUAUGGUUGGGAUAAAUUUAACAUUUCAAAAAUUACAUUGCAAUUAGCUCAUUCACAACCUUCAAUGAUUCAAUUAGAACAAGAUUAUCAAGCUUCAGAUUUUUCAAUUAAUUUAAAAACUUUAAAUCCAAAUUUUUUAUAUGAUGGAUUUUCAGGUGUUGCAGUUGCGAGUUUAUUACAAAGUUUAACACCAAAAUUAGCUGUUGGUUUAGAAGCAAUGUAUUCAAAACAACCUAUUGCUCCUCCAGAUACUGCAGUUUCUUAUGUUGCAAGAUAUAAUGCAGGUAAUUGGAUUGCAUCAGCUCAAUUACAAGCUCAAGGUGCUUUAAUUGCUUCCUUUUGGAGAAAAGUUUCAGAUAAAGUUGAAGCUGGUUUAGAAACUCAAAUUGGUGCUACUAUGAAACAAGUUGCUGAUCCAUUAAUGGGUAUUGGAUUUGAACCAGUUAUUGAAGGUCAAACUACAAUUGGUGCAAAAUAUGAAUAUAGAACAGCUGUUUUUAGAGGUCAAUUAGAUUCAACCGGUAAAGUUUCUGCAUUUUUAGAAAAGAGAGUUUUACCAACUGUUUCUAUAUUAUUUAGUGGUGAAAUUGAUCAAUUUAAAAAUUCAAGUAGAAUUGGUCUAGGUUUACAAUUUGAAGCUGCUGGUAAUGAACAAUUAAUGAUGAUGCAACAAGGUUUAAUUGAUGCAAAUGGUAAUUCAAUACCAGGUGCACCACCAGUACAAUUAUAG
Messenger RNA from Insectozyma verbasci, 1185 nucleotides. NCBI's taxonomy places the organism in Eukaryota, Fungi, Ascomycota, Pichiomycetes, Serinales, Debaryomycetaceae. The record is from the annotation of a GenBank genome assembly.